Molecule: messenger RNA, 1104 nt
Organism: Panicum virgatum (switchgrass)
Lineage: Eukaryota; Viridiplantae; Streptophyta; Magnoliopsida; Poales; Poaceae
Product: polyubiquitin 11-like
Exons: 2
Coding region: 160-849 (229 amino acids)
Biological process (GO): modification-dependent protein catabolic process; protein ubiquitination
Cellular component (GO): cytoplasm; nucleus
Molecular function (GO): ubiquitin protein ligase binding; protein tag activity
Source: RefSeq, a predicted model, not a curated record
GUAGCUUCACGGGUCUCUCCCCGUUUCCGCCCCGUCCCCCGUUCAUAAAUUGGCAGCCUCCCCUCGGUUCCUUAUCCAUCCAAAAAAAUCCCCAAUCUCUCGAAACAGUUCUCCGGGCGACCGAAGCGAGUCGAAGGAGUCUCUCACGAUCCUCUCAAGAUGCAGAUCUUCGUUAAGACCCUCACUGGCAAGACCAUCACACUCGAAGUUGAGUCCUCGGACACCAUUGAUAACGUCAAGGCUAAGAUCCAGGACAAGGAAGGCAUUCCUCCUGACCAGCAGAGGCUGAUCUUUGCUGGCAAGCAGCUUGAGGAUGGCCGCACCCUCGCUGAUUACAACAUUCAGAAGGAGUCGACCCUCCACCUAGUGCUCCGUCUGCGUGGUGGUAUGCAGAUUUUUGUCAAGACCCUCACUGGCAAGACCAUUACCCUUGAGGUUGAGUCCUCGGAUACGAUCGACAAUGUGAAGGCUAAGAUCCAGGACAAGGAAGGCAUCCCCCCUGACCAGCAGCGUCUCAUCUUCGCUGGCAAGCAGCUUGAGGAUGGCCGUACCCUCGCUGACUACAACAUCCAGAAGGAGUCGACCCUUCACCUGGUGCUCCGCCUACGUGGUGGCAUGCAGAUCUUUGUCAAGACCCUCACUGGCAAGACCAUCACCCUGGAGGUGGAAUCCUCUGACACCAUUGACAACGUGAAGGCAAAGAUCCAGGAUAAGGAGGGCAUCCCCCCAGACCAGCAGCGUCUCAUCUUUGCCGGCAAGCAGCUGGAGGAUGGCCGCACCCUGGCGGACUACAACAUCCAGAAGGAGUCCACCCUUCACCUGGUGCUCCGCCUCCGUGGUGGCCAGUAAGUCCCUGGCCAUGGAGCUGGCUUUUGUCCCUGGGUUCACAAGUACGGUGCAGGUGCCUCCUGUGUCUCUGGAGAUUGUCUGUGUUUUGGGUCUUGGUUGAGUCGUGGUCUUUUGUCUGUCCGAUGUUGAGUCAUGUGUGGUCCGGUUGUAUUUGUGAACAUUAGCUGCUGUGCAGCAGCUUCGUUGAACUAUGUGAUGAAUAAGUGAACCCUGAACUUCAUGUGGUAAUCAGAUUGUUCAUGUUUUCUGCCUUUC